Ornithorhynchus anatinus (platypus) is the source of this 2132-nucleotide messenger RNA. It is a transcript of the gene RIPPLY1, whose product is annotated as ripply transcriptional repressor 1. The transcript has 4 exons. Gene Ontology annotation, cellular component: nucleus. Gene Ontology annotation, biological process: negative regulation of transcription by RNA polymerase II; embryonic pattern specification. The record is from RefSeq and is a predicted model, not a curated record. Bases 433 to 981 code for a protein of 182 amino acids. NCBI's taxonomy places the organism in Eukaryota, Metazoa, Chordata, Mammalia, Monotremata, Ornithorhynchidae.
CAACCCAAUCUGUGAGUCUUCCCAAAGCCUCUCCCAUCACUCCCCACAACCCCAACCCUAAUUGUCUCCCCUCCUCCUGAUUUAAAGCUUCUCCACUCCCUGGGAGUUUCUCACAAAUGGUGUCCAAUUUGCCUCUUCUCUGUUUUCCUUUCUCACCCAGAGUUGAAGAAAAUAUCUCACCCUCCCCCAGACUCUCUGUUUACUCAACUGGGACAUAUUUCACACCCUGAACCCAGCUCCCCCCUUCCUUCAUUCUGCUUUCCUCAUCUCCCCCUCACCCCCACCCAUCUCCCUCUCUUGCCCUGUUCCUGAAUUAUUUAUGAGUUGCCAGGCCAGAGGGUUUAUAAAGGGUCGCCCAGGAGGCCUGGAGGAAUGUGAGGAAGGACAGAGAGAGUCAGGAGACCCUGCAGACCUGCCUUCAUCAUUCAGACCAUGGAAGCUGCCUUUGCCCCUGCCCAAGCUCCCCUGACUCUACCAUCUAGCUGGCACGUCCCCCUCCCCCACCCCGAGGAUCACCACCACGGGGCUCAGGGAGCAGAUGUCCCCGGAAGCAGUGCACCCCUCUGGAGACCCUGGAUGCUCACCACCAAGGACACUUUGAGACAAGAGAGGAGGAAGGCGGAUUGGGCUUCUGGAGGGGAGCCAGCGGAGGAGGGCAGCAAGGCAGUCAUGAUGUUCCACCAUCCUGUCAGACUCUUCUGGCCCAAAUCCCAGUCUUUUGACUACUUGUACAGUGAAGGGGAGAAACUUCUAGAGAAUUUCCCUGUUCAGGCUACCAUUAACCUCUAUGAGGACUCAGCCAGUGAGGGUGAGGAGGAGGAGGAAGAGGAGGAGGAGGAGGAAGAGGAGGAGGAGGAAGAAGAAGAGGAGGAGGAAAAACAACUCUCAGAAGAGAAGAGGGGAUCCCUCCGCGGACCAGGACCCAUGCAGCAAGAGACUGCCUUGAAUCCAACCAGGCGUCCCAUGUCCUGCCCGAACUGAACCUGCCACCCGGGCUGCUGGAUGGGUCUGUGUGUCCUGACCAGCCUCCACGUGCUACUGAGUCCUGCUUCUCCGAGAGGCAACCUCUCCUGCACGCAGCUUGCCUUCAGGAGGACUUCUGACUUGACAGGGUCACACCCAGGUCCUUCCUGUCCCCCCUAAAAACUGGCUUCCACCCUAGUGGGAGCUACCGACAACUAACUGCCAGGGAGGGAGUGCAGGGCUGCCUGCAGGAAGUUGUUGAUUUGGUCCCUGGGGCCCCAUAGGAAAUGAAGCAGAGGAGCCCGAAUCCGGCCCCUAGGAAGGAAAAUGGGUGUGUCUCCGGGGGUUCGCCGGGUCAUUGUUGCUUUCAGUGCCCCACAGCCAGGAUAUGGCAAAUGUGGAAUCUGCCCUGGGCCCGGAGCCGAGGGGGUGCCACCCACUUGCCCUGGAGCUUGUAGAACAAAAGGGAAUUGUCAUGUGGGAGUUUCCAUUAGUUCUCCAGAGAAAUGCUUGGAUAGAACCAAAAAGAAUCAGGCUCAGCUGGGAGAGUGCCCGCUCUACCAGAGAAUGUGUCACCUGCUGUGCACAUGGCUCUGGGGAAGGUUGGCUCAGGAGUGAAGGAGUAGCCCAGAAAUGGGACCCUGCCAUGGGGUUGAAAGAGAGAGGCUCCGGUCCAGUCCACAGCUGCCCAGCUCCCAGAGAGCUCCCACCCACUGGAGGUUGAAAACAGGUGCCCCAGCCUAUAGUCCAUCCAGCCUGUGGGCUACCCAGGCCCUGGAUUAACCAUCCUCUGGGCCACCGAGCCUGUAGACCACCCUGCCCUUGCCUCCUCUUCCCAAGAACUCCUUCCUUCCCUAGAAAAUUAGAGGCUGGGAAGAGAUUCCCAAAGGCAGAGCAGCCCAAGCAGAUCUGGAUCUCAGGACACAGGGCUUCCUGGCUCCUGGUCCCCAGAGGGAAGACAGGAUGAAUGGGUUAGGCAGAGAGUCUCCCUCCAAGGUCAUUGCUAGGACUGGUCCUGGGGAGCAGGUGCAGGGGUGAACAGUGAGAGUCCCUGGCUUUAUGCAGUUAGAGGAGCAAUGAGCCUGGGGCAGGGAUGGAGCAAGCUUGCCUGUGCGUAUUUUCAAUUUUCCCCUGUAUUCCUGAGGAACUGAGGUGUAAUAAAAGAUAAA